AUGCCCUCGGCGACGUGGCUCACGCGGUCUUAUUGGGACGCCCUGUCACCAAUCCGGCAGCUCGAGCGCGCGUCCUCGUCGUACAGUGGGCGCGCACACGGCGCCAACACCUCCUCCUCGACGACCGCGCCUCGAGGCUACCCGCCACCCCGCUCCGCCACUCCCUGCGACUCGCCAGCACCCGCCGAGCCCUCUGUGCCCAUUCGGAGGCCCGUGGGAACCGCGCGAUCGCACGAGCGCCCGAGCGCGUCGAACGCGCGGCCCUCGGCGCUCAACGCUGGCGGCGACCUCCCCUCUCGACCACCACCACUCUCGCACCCCGGCCGCCCCGUGACGCGUCAACCCGCCCCGGUAUGCAGCCGUCAAGUCCGCUACGAGGGUGAGCGAUACCGCGCCCCUCGUAGCGAUGGGGCUGCCGCGAGUGAAGAUCGUCGCGCCGGCGUGCGCGCUCGACGCGAAGACGACCGAAUCGCCCGCAGCGCGACGCGCAACGAGCCGGUCCACGCCCACGCGCAACGCGACGCGCCGCCGACACGAGCGGGCUCGCCGCACCCGUACGAGCAAGCCCGAACGCGCGCGCACCGCUCCGAGCGCGAGAUCCAGCCCGCCGCGCGCACCGCCCCGGCGCGUUCACCUGGGGGUCCCACCGGCGCGUCCGCAACGAGGAGAGGGAUGGAGCCCGUGAGAGUACGAGACGGCACGGUUUCGGUGAGUAACCAUGUCCGUCCGCUCGCCGGGCUCUCCUCUCCGCCCCGUCCACCCGCUCGCCUGCCGCGCCUGCUCCCGAUGGAUACGCUCGCGCUCGCCACGCGCAGCUACCGCUCUCCGGCUCCCCCCUCUUCGCUCGACGCAUCAUCGUCCCGGCACCCGCCCGCUCGCGCCCUCUCGCCAUGCUCGCAAGGUCGAGCGGAUGUACACGCGUAUUUCGCGGCUCAAGGCCAGGUUUUCGAGCAACACAGACGAGCGCGUGCUCUCGCGCAACAGGACGACUCGCCCGCUCGCCCCUUCACGCUCGACGAACCUACGUCUGAGCACCCGUCCGCCGACUGCACUCUCUCGCCGCGCUCGCGCGCACGAGCCGAGGUACGCGCGCACCACGAGCGCAAGGACCGAGCCGCAGAAGCCGCCUGGAGGGCCCAUCAAGAAAGGUGGUCACCGGAUCGCUGGCCCAGCGCACCCGUCCCUCCAGCACCGGCUCCCUCGCGCGCGCACCGCACGUCCAUCCCUCCAGGCGACGCACCCCAGCCGACGCGCGAUCCCCGCGCCGACGCGCCGACGUCUCGCGGGCCGGCGGGGCCCACCUCUGCAGCACACCCUCGCCACUCGUCCGACACGCGCGCACCCGUCGUACACGCACACCACGCGCUAGAAGGCCCGACCGAUGCGCAAGCCGUGAGGGUGCGCGACGCUGCGCAUUCAACGGAAUACACGCCCGCUAGCCCGCAAACCGCCCCGGCCCGUUCGUCUGGGGGGCCCGUUUGCGCAUCCUCAACAAGGAGAGAAGCUGGGGCGACGGGUAUACGAGAUGGCACGGAUGCGGUGAGCACCCGUCCCGCACACCGUCUUCCCUCGCACGGCUCAAGCGUGCCCGCCGAACGCGCACGUCGCCCGCCCUCUACCACCCGCGAGAAGUCAGUCUCGGGCGACCUACGGGAGGGCUGCCGAGCUGAGCGAGAUCAACGCGCGCUCGGUAGCCUCUCCUCAUCCGCCACCUCAGCACGCAAAGGCAAGCAAGCCCGUGUUUACGCCCCUCCCUCGACGCGGCCGGCUCCACCUCGACUCGCAGACCAGCGCCUGCAAUCGACGCGCACGCUCCCUCAGAGCACGCCCAUCACCCUCCGUCGCUCACGCGCUCGUGCUCGCGCCCUUCCUCGCUCUCGCUUUCGGACGGCGUGCAAACUGCUGCGUCCGACCGACACGCGCGCGCAUGCACACUCCCUCCGAUCGAUUGCGGGGACGAGCGAUCCUUCCGCUCUCCUCACGGUCGGCCGGCCCCAACCGAUGCAACACGCGAGGAUCGCUGCGCCCGCGCCCAGCGUGAAGUUGCUCAACCUUCAGAACCGGCCCAACGGCAAUGCUACGCCGCGCGAACGUUGGCCAGCCCCGGUGCGCACGGGCCAAGAGUUCGAAGCCAGCUUGCGAUCCGUGCAGGCGAGCACGUCGAUUCACCCGAGCAGCGCACUCCCCGUGGCGGGUACUAACCGCCAUGACGGUUUGCGUGGCAGACACUCCCCUCCCUCGCCAUCGAUGCCGGGUACGCUCGAUGCCUGCCCACCCUCCGCUUGUUCGCCCUCGGUCUCGACGGACAUGCGCAGAUCCGCGCCUUCCCAAGCAAUCAGCCUACCCGCCGACACGGAAUCCUCUGGUCUCCCUCCGCAACGCGAAAACCUCGCGCGGUUCUGGAGUAGUUUCCUGCGGAAACCUCAGGCUCUGGCAAGUGUGUGA
Messenger RNA from Rhodofomes roseus, 2445 nucleotides. RefSeq lists its product as uncharacterized. NCBI's taxonomy places the organism in Eukaryota, Fungi, Basidiomycota, Agaricomycetes, Polyporales, Fomitopsidaceae. Bases 1 to 2445 code for a protein of 814 amino acids. The record is from RefSeq and is a predicted model, not a curated record. The transcript is spliced from 2 exons.